AUACUUAUUGCGGUGCAGAUUAGAGGUGACACUCAUCAUCAUCCUUUCACAUGCUUGGUUUUUUUUUUUUUUAAAUACUAUUUUUCUUGAAACAAAUUUUGAAUUAAUAAUUAAAAAAUUUCAAUUUAAGCAUAUUUGAAUUAAUAAUUAUAAAUGUUUUUGAAUAAUAUAUUUUGUUUUUUUUACAAAUAAUAAUAUAUUUUGUUGUCAAGUAGUAGUAGCUAGUGACUAAAAAAUUUAACUUUGUCACGUCAAUUUAACUCAGUCGGUAAAAUUUCUAGAUAAAUAAAAAUUUGAUCCCUAGAUAUAUGAUUAUACUUGCAUGACCGACACAUAUCAGUAUCACCAUGUGCUACUUAAUAUUCAAUUUUUUAGGACCAUCAUAUGACAUUGACAUUAAUAUUACAUCAUCAUCAUACUCUAAUGUAUGUAUCUUACAUCCAUCACACAUUUAUGAGUGAAUCACUUGUAUCUUGCAAUUGCAACCGAUUUUGGCGCUUCACCAACCAUUUACCAACUGCUACUAAUCAAUCUCAUUCAUUUUUUGUUAUCAUAUCACUUGCAUGCAUCGUUUCUUCUCACUUUUCCGAUCUCAUUACGUCAAUCGCCGAUCAAUUUCUUACCGGAAAUGGCAGCCUUGUGUUGGCCUUCUGAUACAGAGCUAAAUGAAAUGAGAGAGAAAGUUUCUGAAAUGGCGAAUGUGAAUAAAGAGAAAGUUCGAGUUGUAGUAUCACCCUAUCGAAUCUGUCCUUUGGGGGCACACAUUGAUCAUCAGGGUGGGACUGUUUUAGCUAUGACAAUCAAUAAGGGGAUACUUCUGGGGUUUACUCCUUCUGGAAGUGACGAGAUCGUAAUUCGUUCGGGACAGUUUCAGGGAGAAGUUAAGUUCAGAGUUGACGAGAUUCAGCAGGCAAAUAAAACUCCCAAGGCAAAAUAUGAUGAUUCGGCAAAGAAUUCUCCUGAGCGAAAGGAAAAUUGGGGACGUUAUGCUAGAGGAGCCGUAUAUGCAUUACAGAGUAGGGGGCACAAUAUUUCGAAGGGUAUCAUUGGAUACAUACGUGGUUCUGAAGGUCUGGACAGUUCAGGCUUAAGCUCUUCUGCCGCAGUUGGAGUAGCUUACCUCUUGGCUUUGGAACAUGCAAAUAAUUUAGUAAUAUCUCCUACUGAAAAUAUUGAAUAUGAUAGGUUGAUUGAGAAUGAAUACUUGGGACUGAAAAAUGGCAUCAUGGACCAAUCAGCUAUAUUGCUUUCAAGCCAUGGUUGUUUGAUGUGCAUGAAUUGUAAGACAAAAGAAUAUAAGCUUAUUCACCGGCCAAAGGAGCAAGUCUACAAAGAGAGCGGACAACCAAAAGCAGCGAAAAUGUUGCUGGCUCUUUCUGGGUUGAAGCAAGCUUUGACUAGCAACCCUGGAUAUAAUAUGCGAGUUGCAGAGUGUAAAGAGGCUGCACGAAUUCUUCUUGAAGCAUCAGGAGCUAAUGAAUCAACUCACAUUCUAUCAAAUGUUGCACCAGAAGUUUACGAGGCUCACAAGUGCAAAUUAGAACCCAAUCUGGCCAAAAGAGCAGAGCAUUAUUUCUCAGAGAAUAUGCGUGUUAUGAAAGGAGUUGAGGCUUGGGAAACGGGAAGUUUAAAAGAUUUUGGAAUUCUCAUUUCUGCUUCUGGUCGGAGUUCCAUUCAAAAUUAUGAAUGUGGUUCUGAACCACUGAUUCAACUGUAUGAGAUCCUACUGAAGGCUCCUGGUGUAAUGGGAGCACGUUUCAGUGGUGCUGGGUUUAGAGGAUGCUGUAUUGCACUUGUGGAGGAGCACCUUGCUACUGAAGCUGCAUCAUUUGUCAAAGCAGAAUAUCUCAAAGCCCAACCUGAGUUAGCUAGUCAGAUAACCAGAGAUACUGCAGUUUUAGUAUGUGAUUCUGGUGAUUGUGCACGUGUAAUUUAAGAGAACAUUUUUACAUGUGUAAUUUGAGCAGCAUUUUUAUUGUCACAUUUUGUCAAUAGCAGCUGUUAAUCUCAUUGUAGUUAAUCAAAUCUUCUGCAUUCUUUUCA
Molecule: messenger RNA, 2043 nt
Organism: Trifolium pratense (red clover)
Lineage: Eukaryota; Viridiplantae; Streptophyta; Magnoliopsida; Fabales; Fabaceae
Product: galacturonokinase
Exons: 14
Coding region: 629-1936 (435 amino acids)
Biological process (GO): carbohydrate phosphorylation; galactose metabolic process
Cellular component (GO): cytoplasm; cytosol
Molecular function (GO): ATP binding; galactokinase activity
Source: RefSeq, a predicted model, not a curated record